AUGGAUGCCGAUGGACCGCAGGUCCCAGAUGACGAUGAUGAUCUUCAGGAACCAGAUGGAGCCCAUGGCCCGAAUGCGGCCGGAGCCUAUGGUCCCGCUGAGGAUCCAUGGGGUCAAUACCGUGCUGCUUCCUCUCCGCCACCGGGAUUCACUCCGAGUCAAGGCGAACGAGGAGGCCCCCGGGACGGCAUGACCGACGAGGAGAUGGCAUGGUUCGAAGUGUUUGUUCGGAAUCGAGAAGAACAACGUCGACGAGCCCGACGCCGGAUACAGGAAGAAGAAGACGACGAAGACGAUGGUCCGGCUCAAGCACGAGGCAAUGCAGGCCCCCCGCCAUCAUGGGAUGGCCAGACUCCCUUCAAGGACUACCUGAUACGAGCCCGACUGUGGUUGGCCACGACAAAGGUUCGACCUCGAGCCCGUGGACCGAUGCUCUUGAAGAACUUGUCAGGGUGCCCCUUCGAUGACCUGAAGUACCUGGCCCAAGACACGUCGUGGAUGGAGGAUCCCAAGAACGGCGAAAAGCUCCUGGAGAAGAUGGACACCAAGGAGCUUUAUGGAGAUGAUGCUCGCGAAGACAUGCUACAAAGCUUGCUUCUUCGCCAAAUGUGGGACAACGCCGUGAGGAAGCUUGACGAGCACAAGGUCAAGCUCCCACCGGACUACCUCGGCUUCCUCCUCACGAUGAGUCUUCAGCUCACCCAGGAAGAGGUCAAGCUCCUCCUGAACUACACACAGGGAAGCUUGACUGCCAAGGCGGUGAAGGAAUGGGUCCGGGUGCAUGAGACCGACCUCGACAUCAAAUCCGGCCUGAAGAAGACGAACGCGGUGAUGCACCUUGAUGGCAUGGAGGCCGGCGAGUACGGUGGCCAGGACGAAGACGGCGAGGUCGAUGAAGGCCUCGAGGUGCUCCUGAAUGCCAUGGACGAGCUCGAAGGCCACCAUACCGGCGACGAUGAGGGGAUCGACUUCGACGGCGAGGCUUUCGACGAGAUCGACACCAAGGAGAUCCUGGCGACCAUGAUCAAGGAUCACGCGAAGGGUGGCUUCCGCAGGACCUUCAAGGCCGUGGCUGACGCGAAGAAGGCCAAGCACUUGGCACGAGGCUAUGCUGCUGGACGCGAUGGAAAUGGAAGGUUCAGUCGUGGACCUGGUGAAGCUGUGAGGACCGGCGGCACCUACCGCAUCUCCAUCGAGCAGCUGAAGAAGCGGACGAAGUGUGCCAAGUGCGGCAAGGUGGGCCACUGGCAUCGUGAAUGUCCUGAGAAAUCAGGAAACCGCGAGAAGGAGAGCCACUUCCUCGACUGCGACGAGGCCCAUUUUGUGCACCAGCUCGACCUGAUCGCCUUUCGCAAGAUGCAGAAUGAGAAGAUGAACCAGGAGAAGGGCCCAACAGCGGUCUACUCGGGAGCUCCGGAGGCGAAGAUGGAUCGAGCAUAUAUGUGUGCAGGUGCCAGUUCCCCCUUUGAAGUUUGGUACCUGAACCAACAGACACCCCUAAUUGACGAAGAUUAUUGUGCCACCGUUGAUACUGGUUGUCAGAGAACAGCGAUUGGUAGUUCCACUUUACAGAAGAUCUUAGCCAAGCAACCAGGGGAACUUCAAGCCAGCUAUGUGAAUCAGGAGCACUUGUUUCGAUCAGUCAACGGUCUGUCCAAAACCGAGAAGGUGGCCUGUCUACCCACCAGCCUUGGUCAGCAUGGAUGCAUUCUUCGUCCAGCAGUGUUUGAGCAGGGUGUCAGUGCCAGGGCCCCAUUCCUUCUCUCACUUCCCUUUCUUCUACAUUGUCGGGCUACUCUAGUUCUUGAUCCAGAACAAGGUUUGAGAUUGCGGUUGCGAAGGUUUGGCUUUGAGGUCCCUAUGCACAUUGGUCCGACAGGAGCCCUCCGAGUACCGCUAGAUCAGUUUGACAAUCUCAUGAUAGGCAAGCUUAAGAAUGCCCUCAAGCAAAUAGGAGGCGAGCAGCUUCAAGCCAGUGACGUCGUGCAGCCAGCCGAACUUCAUGAAAUGGAAUCAUGUUCGAGCUCAAGUCCUGACCGCGCCAACGGUUUGACCUUUGGUCCCUCGGAGAUCGAGUACCACUGGCGAAGAUUCACCCUCCGGAUGCUUGUGGUCGUGGCGAGCUCCAUCCAGACCAACGUGAUGCGGUUUCUUGGUCUUCGAGGUCCGGAGAGCCACCUCAAGGACCAGGUGCUGAACAUGAUCCACACGGCGGCGACACCGGAGCUCGAGGGCAUUGCUGCGAUGGUGGAAGAGGCGAUCCGGACCAGAGACCACGAGCAGGUGGAAGAAUGGGACCUGGUGUCUCCGAGGGAGCCAGUCAGGGUUCCAGCUGGACCUCUGGCGGAUCGAGCCGUCACUCCGGACUACUACGAGGAGACCGAAGAGGGUGUGGACAUGUUCGACGACCCGAUCGUGAAGAUCUGCCACUGCAACAUCCCCGUGGUGGUCCUCCGAAUGCGGAAGGGGAAUCACAAUCACGACCGGCUGUUCUACCGCUGCCCGAAGUGGACGGCUCCAGCCAAGCGAUGUGCCUUCUUCCAAUGGCUACCGGACCACCUUCAAGAUCGUUGGAAGGCAGCUCGGGAUCUGUGGCAAGACCAGGAGUGCAAGCACCUGCAGAUUGUCGGGACGGGGAGCAACGCAUGGGUCAAGCAGACCAAGUGCCGCCAGUGCGGGAAGAUUCUGUCUCGCAGCAUCACGGAGGAGGGCAAGGCGUACUAUGCGAGGCGAGGCCUGGUUCCACCGACUCCGAAGACUCUGAGUCAAGCUGCCAGCAGCAAGAACCCGCCGACGCCAAAGCCAACGGCGGCUGCCAAGACACCGGGACGAAGCCCGGGAACACCGAUACCUGCGCUGAUCACGCAGGCGGCCAUGACACCCAAGGCAGCUGCGCUGGCCCCCACGUUCUCGGACCAGGACCUCCAGGACUAUCAAGACUUUCUCCGGUUCAAGGCCAUGCAGAAGCAGGCGGCCACUCAGCGACAGAUCGUGGCGACCCUUCGAAAGAGGGAAUUGCUCUGGCAGGAUGUAUCUCCCUGCCUUCUUCAUGGAGCCAACGAGAUCUCGAAGUUGGAGCAAAAGUACCACAUCGAGGGUUCCAAGGGUCUAGAUCAGUCCAAGGUGAAGCAGUAUAGCGAGCUGUUCAACCUUAGCAUCAAGGAAAUGAAUGAGGUCUUCGGUCGGGGUCGAGUUCACAAGACGGAUAGCGGUGUUCAGGUUCGGAAAGCCAUUGCAGCGGAACUUGUACUAGAUUCUACCAUGCUCCGUUCGAAAGCACAGCAGUCCGUCAUGAUGCAGAUCCGGCAUGAGCGACCUGGUUUGGUGAUGUUGAAGUUUGCCCGGCCGGUCAAGUCUCAGCAUGGCAGGUUAGAUGCUCUUCAGAAGAACAAGAUCCAUGAACUUAGAGAACAUCUUCAGCGACAAAGAGAAGAUCGAGAACUGUUUAGGUUCGCUGUUGUAGUUGCCAACACCUGCCACCAAAUGGGAAGCAGCUUCCUUCUGCCGCUGCUGCUGUGCGCCGGUGGUGCCUGGCGGCCAUGUGGUUUCCAGAAGUUGACGGCUGCGGACGACAUCUUCACCUACCAGGACAGUCGAGGAUGGCGAGGAAGUUUCGUGACGAACAACCCGGCCAUCUUCCAGGUCAAGAAUUCGAAUCAACGAAGUGCAUCCGAUGAUCCCGCGAGUCUUGGACAGGUCCUCGGCUCCUAUGCCAAGGGCGCUCACCUGGCCACCACCGACCUCCAGUACAUGAACCUGAACGACGCCGUGACCGAGGACCAGGUGAAGGACUACAACUACUUCGGGCCGGAGGAGAACAACGACUGGGCUAACUACGACGAGCAGGAGAAGAUCACGAUAGAGAAUGCCCAGGAGAUCCUCGCCGAGGAGGUCGAGACGAUUGAUGGGCCCGAACCCAAGGACUUCGGCAUCACCGACGACAUGAUCAACAAGGAGGGUGACUACGAGCUUCGACCCGGCGAAUGGGUCCAGGUCCGACAUCGGGCCGACCGACUGGCACGUCCCGGAGAAGAUGCAGCCUAUCCAAACUACCCAUGGAGAAGUUCGUGGACAAGGACAGGAAACGGCGUAUGGCGACAAGAGGAAGACGAAGUACGAUGGGAGGAGCUACAUCGACCUGAUCGAGACCUACCAGAAACGGCCGAGAUUCUGGUGACGAUCUUCAAGCAACGAAUUGACGCAAGGGCCGGGGCCCGAUUGAGGAGAUUCCCGGGGAUGCAGAAAAUCACACUGGAGAAAAUGGUCCGGCGAGCUCAUGAAGGGCUAGGCCAUCCCGAGCUGCAGAGAUUUCUCCGUAUUUUGCGACACAGUGGUGCUGAUCCAGAAGUGGUGGAGAUCGCCAAGAAGAUGAGAUGCUCCGUCUGUGAAGCUUACCGACUCCCCGAUCCAGCGAGAAGGUCAGCCCCUCCGAGAGAGGAGUUCUUUGUGAAUGACCUCGUCGGGGCGGACACGGUACACCUUCGUGAUCACAAGCGGAGGAACAUCCCGGCCCUCAACAUCAUAGACUGGCAUACGCACUUCCAGCUGGUGAUCCCCAUGGCGGCAGAGACGGCCCAGGAGGCCCGCAAGGCCUAUCGACAGUGGGUCAGGUUUUUCGGACCUCCUCGCAAAGUACUGGUGGAUCUUGGCCAAGAGUUCAAGGCAGAGUUCAAGCUGGCAUUAGAAAACGAUGGAUCGGAGGCCUUGCCAUCAUCACUUGAGACCCCGACUCAACGAGGCCUCACGGAACGGGCUGGAGGAGUCUUCAAGAAUAUCCUCUACAAGGCCAUGAUGGACCAUGAGUGUUCCACCAACGAGGAAUGGAGAGAGCUUGUCGACGUCACCUGCAUGAUGAAGAACCGCCUACUACUUCGAGCUGGGUAUUCGCCUAUUCAACGAGUCAUCGGCUACAAUCCUCGACUACCCGGCGGUCUUCUCAGCGGAGGACAGCAGGAUGAGGCGGUGGCCUCGAAGUUUGCUGUCGGAGACCGCGAUGUGGCACGAGCCAUCAAGAUGAGGAAGGCAGCGGCCAUGGCCUUCCACGAAGCCGACUGCGACCAGGCCCUAAGGGCUCUUGGAGGUCGACGGAAACAUCAUGAGUUCGAAGUAGGUCAAGCGGUCUACUUCUGGAGGCGGGGCUCAGGAAGCGUCAAGAACGAGAGGAACUCCUACUGGCAAGGACCGGGCCGAGUUCUGAUGACAUCGCUUCCUAAUGCUGUAUGGAUAGCAUUCAAUGGAGCUAUCGUGAAGGCCGCUCCUGAACGUGUUCGAGUGGCCACUGAAGAGGAGUCGUUGUCGGUUUCCGGCUGGAUGGAUGGCAUUACCCACGCCCGCCAGGCCUUCGAGAAGAAACCGAACCGCAACUUUCUGGACCUCACCAAGGACCUGGACCCGAUUGAGGAAGACGAGGCGGAGCCAGAGGAGAUUGAAGCUGGAGAACCACCUUUAAGGCGAGUCCGGCAAAAGACCUCUGACUAUGCCCGAUAUCAACCACCUCCAGCAAAUCAGGAGCUGGCGACGGAGGAAACCGAGCUCCCGACGAUGUCACGACCGCCAGGGAUACCUGAUGGUGAUCUACCAGGAGUCCCAGCACCUUCGGAAGCCCCAGAAAUACCUCUUGAAGAUCGAUCCGGACCCGCCAAACGAGACGGAACAGAGCUGGAUGAACCUCCACCAGGCAAGCGGUCAAGAUUGGAGUGGCUGGAGAUCUAUAACAUGACGCUUCAGGCCUUGGCGAAGCAGCGCCAGAAGAAGGAGGUGACGAUCAAGGACUUCGUAGGCCCCGACAUCAAGAAGCUCGAGCGGGCCAUGCUCAAGGAGAUCAACAACAACCUGACCACAGGGGCGUACGAGUUUCUGGACCGGAAACUAUCAAGGGAAAUCUUGGCUACCAAGCCGGAUAAGGUCAUGGAGUCCCGAUAUGUGUUGACCAAGAAGCCCCUGGAACCCAGUGAUGUUCCAGCAGCACUGGCAGAUGGUCUUCUACUUGAAGGUGAUUCAGAACUCGGACCUUGCAAGGCCAAAUGUCGACACGUGAUGAAGGGGUACUCCGAGGAAGCAGCGCUGGACGUGGAAAGCACUACACCUCAGGUAUCCAGAGACUCGGUGAUCUUUGUCACCCAGGUCUUGGCGAGCAUGGGCUGGGAUCCGGGCUUCCUGGACUUCACCCAAGCCUUCCACUCCGGAGAUCCGAUCAAAAGAGAGCUAUAUUGCAAACAGCCGAAGGAGGGCAUUCCGGGAGCCCAUCCGGAACAACUCAUUCGGCUCCUCAAGACGUGCUACGGUCUCACCGACGGCCCCUUUGCCUGGUACUCUCACCUGGCGAAGAGACUACAGGAGAAGUAUGGAUAUAAGCAGAGCAAGGCGGAUCCAUGCGUCUUUCUUCUACAUGCUGGCGGACGGCAUGGAAGCGGAAAUCUCAGAGGAAUCAUUGGUGUGGCAACCGAUGACCUACUUCAUGGCGGAGAUCAACAACACUGGGAGAACAUCGCGGACAUCGCCCGGGAGUAUAAGUUGGGCAAGAACCAGAAGGGGUGCGGUCGAUUCACCGGGAAGGAUGUACGUAAGGAAGAGGACGGCUCAAUCACGCUCAACCAGGCCUUCUACGUCGACACCAAGGUGAUUCAGAUUCCACUUACUAAGAAGCGGAAGCAGCAGAGAUAUGCCAAAUGCGAUGACAAGGAGAUCGAGCAACUCCGAAGUCAACUUGGAGCCCUUUCAUGGUUGGCAAAGGAAACCAGGUGCGAUCUUGCAGGCCGUGUUGCACUACUUCAGCAGGCCUUUCCAACCCCGAAGGUCAUGGAUCUGAUAGAGGGUAACAAGAUUGCCGCCGAAGCCAAGAAGUAUAAGCACCUCGGAAUCAAGGUCACGCCGAUCCCCUGGAAGGAGCUUCGAGUCUCAGUUGUGACUGAUGCAGCCUGGGGGAAUGCCAAGGAUCGGUGGAUUCGACAUCACUUGGAACCUCGACGAACCAGUUUUCAUCCGGGAGCGGCGGUCGGUGGCCCAGAUCUACAUGAGAUUAUCGCCCACCGCAGGACCGAGUACACUGUGGUUCACGACGAUGGCCAACGACAAGCUUGCACCGAACAAGAUAGCUGGUGCACCGCCAAUGGCAUCCGGGUACUAAGUGAUCAAAUGUGGACUGGCAAAAGCAUCUUCUACAAGGCCAUGAAGGAAGAGGAACAGGUGCCAGCGACCAAGAUCAACUCCAGUUUGCGCCAGCUCCAAAACCUCAGCAGCCAGGGAGGCCAGAUCGUGAUCUACCACAGCCAAGCCUUGGCCGAUUCGAGCGAAUCUGCCCCAGUCACCCUAGCUGCGUGGAAGAGCUUCCGGCUCAAACGGAAAACCGUCGACACCCUGGCCGCCGAAGGACAAGCCUUACAGUCAGGAAUUGGUUCAGUCCACUGGCAUCGGCUGAUGUUUCUAGAGACCUUCUACGGGAUGAUGGAUACAAAAAGCUGGCGAUCCGAAUCCGCCAAACUUCCCUUCAUCGCGGCCGUAGACUCCAAAAGUCUCUACGAUGCAGCCAACAAGUGUGCCAGCACGACCGCCUUCGUAAGUGACAAAAGAACUGCUAUAGAUUUGGCAGUCAUCAAGGCCGACCUCAUCGAGACUUCAGGCAAAAUCAGAUGGAUCGACACAAGAGCGAUGUUGGCCGAUCCACUGACCAAGCAACACCCAGGACAUUAUUUGCGGUAUGUCAUGGAAAAGGGAGAAUGGUCCAUUGUCGAAGAGGGUGUAGCAUUGCAACGGAAGGCUCUCGAACGAGAGAACAAAGUUCCGAACCCGAUCAUGUUUAUGAUGGUUUGGGAAAAGAGAUUGUGA
Molecule: messenger RNA, 7824 nt
Organism: Symbiodinium natans
Lineage: Eukaryota; Dinophyceae; Suessiales; Symbiodiniaceae
Source: the annotation of a GenBank genome assembly